UCUGGACUAUCAUCAGAACUUCCAGCAAAGCAAGAGCCUCAUAAUCCAAAUAUAGAUGAGGUAUAUGCUGACAACAUCAAGCUGGAGACAAAAGUGGAGCCAACGCCGGGCACGCCUCAGUACAAGCCAUCUUUGCCUUAUGAUGACGAGUUUUUCAAUGAUUUUGCCAGCAGUCCAGCUCCUCUGCCCACGAAGGUUGAAUCUUCAACGGAAAAGAGCGAGCAAAAAGCAUGUUCUUGUCUACCCAAAGUGCGAAUAUACUAUGGAACUCGCACGCACAAACAGAUUGGCCAAGUUGUCAAGGAGUUCUCGCGAUUACCGUAUGGAGGGAUAACCAGGUUACGAAUUACAGCUGUAGUACCUGAAUCUUAA
Molecule: messenger RNA, 372 nt
Organism: Cylicostephanus goldi
Lineage: Eukaryota; Metazoa; Nematoda; Chromadorea; Rhabditida; Strongylidae
Source: the annotation of a GenBank genome assembly